UUCGGGUUUCGGGUUUCGGUAUCGUUUUAGUUUUCGCCGUCCAAUCAAGUUUUAUUGAAAUGAGUGCCCUCAUAUUUCUGAGUACGAUCCUAGUGGGAUUCGUGAUCUAUUCACUCUUCAAGUCCAUGCGGCGGCCCAAGAACUUUCCCCCAGGACCCCGAUUCCUUCCGUGGCUUGGUAACACCUUACAGUUUCGCAAAGAGGCCCGAGCCCUCGGUGGUCAGCAUAUCCUCUUCGAGCGCUGGUCAGAGAAGUAUAAGAGCAACCUGCUCGGCUUGAAGCUGGGCCAAGAGUAUGUGGUGGUGGCUCUGGGCCAUGAGAUGGUACGCGAGGUGCAGCUGCAGGAGGUGUAUGAAGGCCGGCCGGAUAACUUCUUCCUCCGCUUACGGACGAUGGGCACCCGGAAAGGUAUUACUUGCACGGACGGAAAGCUGUGGUACGAACACCGUAACUUUGCGAUGAAACAGAUGCGCCAUGUGGGAUACGGACGGAGCCAAAUGGAGCAGCACAUUGAGCGGGAGGCGGAGGAGCUGAUGUCACAGUUGAAUCGCACCCAAGAGGAACCCAUCGAGCCUGUAACCUGGCUGGCCCAGAGCGUGCUCAACGUGUUAUGGUGUCUCAUUGCCGGCAAGAGGAUCGUCAGCGAAGAGGACAGCACAUUGUACAGGCUACUUGACCUCAUGAACCGGCGCUCCAAGCUCUUCGACAUCUGCGGUGGGCUGCUGGCUCAGUUCCCCUGGCUGCGACACGUAGCUCCCGAUCGUACCGGCUACAAUCUCAUCCGUCAGCUUAACACCGAACUCUACGGCUUCUUCAUGGGCACCAUCGAGGAGCACCGUCGUCAGCUCGAAAAAGACCAGACUCCCAGGGAUGAGGAUCUCAUCUAUGCAUAUUUGCAGGAGAUGCAAAGCAAUGGGGACGAAACCAGCAGCUUCAAUGAAACGCAGCUCGUCAUGACCAUUUUGGACUUCUUCAUUGCUGGCUCCCAAACCACCAGCAACACUAUUAACUUGGCUCUUAUGGUUCUGGCCAUGCGGAAGGAUGUGCAAGAUAAGCUUUUUGCCGAGGUCUCCGCGAACAUGGAAAAGACCAGUACAGAUGCCUUUCCGCAUCUUAGCCGACGCGAGUCCUUCGACUAUAUGGAUGCCUUCAUAAUGGAAGUACAGCGAUUCUUCCACAUUACCCCGAUCACAGGACCCCGCCGGGCUUUGUGGCCUACCCAACUUGGUGGCUACGACAUCCCGAAGAACGCCACUAUCCUAAUUGGCCUGCGAUCCGUGCAUCUCGAUGCUAAGCACUGGGGCGAUCCUCUCGAGUUCCGUCCUGAACGAUUCCUAAAUGCAGAUGGCAAGUGUUUCAAGGAUGAGUUUUUCAUGCCCUUUGGAAUGGGAAGACGUCGUUGUCUAGGAGACGCCCUCGCCCGCGCCUGCAUAUUCUCCUUUCUGGUGAAGAUCGCUCAAAAUUUCCACAUUAUCCUGCCAGCGGGCGAAACCCCGUCUAUGGUACUACUUCCAGGAAUCACACUUACUCCAAAGCCCUACAAAGUGCAGUUCGUAAAGCGCACCUAAAUAUUAUCAUAGUUUAUAGAUGUAGAUACGAUAUACACGUAUAAUUCUGGUCUGGUUGUUGUUCUUUAUUCAAUUUUCGUUUGAAUUAAAUUAAACAUUUAAAAGUUCAUAGAUUUCUGUUCAUGGAUUAUUCGUAACAAAAUAAUGUAAAAUUACGCGUGUUUAUAUGAAUGUAUAACAACACCAAGUCAGGCUCUCAACGAAAUUGGGCUUAAUAAAAUAUAAAAUAUUUACAAA
Messenger RNA from Drosophila ananassae, 1805 nucleotides. It is a transcript of the gene Cyp305a1, whose product is annotated as probable cytochrome P450 305a1. Gene Ontology annotation, biological process: xenobiotic metabolic process. The coding region runs from base 60 to 1568 and encodes 502 amino acids. Gene Ontology annotation, cellular component: intracellular membrane-bounded organelle; cytoplasm. NCBI's taxonomy places the organism in Eukaryota, Metazoa, Arthropoda, Insecta, Diptera, Drosophilidae. Gene Ontology annotation, molecular function: oxidoreductase activity, acting on paired donors, with incorporation or reduction of molecular oxygen, reduced flavin or flavoprotein as one donor, and incorporation of one atom of oxygen; iron ion binding; heme binding. The record is from RefSeq and is a predicted model, not a curated record. The transcript has 3 exons.